Molecule: messenger RNA, 1711 nt
Organism: Polychytrium aggregatum
Lineage: Eukaryota; Fungi; Chytridiomycota; Chytridiomycetes; Polychytriales
Product: glycoside hydrolase superfamily
Exons: 3
Coding region: 141-1520 (459 amino acids)
Biological process (GO): substituted mannan metabolic process
Molecular function (GO): mannan endo-1,4-beta-mannosidase activity
Source: RefSeq, a predicted model, not a curated record
GUCUCCGUCUUGGUCUCCGUCUUGGUCUCCGUCUUGGUCUCCGUCUCGGCCUCUCUCUCGGCCUCUCCCGUGCUCGUCGUCUUGGUCACGGUUACCGCACCACCCUCUCCCUCUCUGUCUGCCCGUCUGUCUGCCUAACCAUGGGCCGCCAAACGGACCGAAGACGCAUCUGCGCCUUCUUCUUCUUCGUGAAGACCUUCCUGGCCCUGCUCAUUGCCAUGGCCGCCAUUGCCUUCUGUGCCUACAGGAUAUACGUCCUGCACGGCAUCGAGCUCAAAAAGUGGGACAAAGGCAUCCUCGACAACCUGCCCAACGCCUCUGCCUGCUAUGCACCCAUCCCCGGCGUGGCCACUCAGACCUUUUCCACUGGCAACUUCAACAUCAGCAGCAAGAACCGCCUCGAGCCCCCCAACGGCAAGUUUAUCUUUGGCUUCCAUCUCGACUGGUCCAAGGACUUGCCCGUCAACAUCUCCACCCGUGUUGGCCACAACCCGGCCCUCAUCAACGCCUUCAUCAACAUCACCGGCACCGACUUCCAGCAGAGCAUGGUUGAGUUCCACGUUCAGCAGGUUGCUUUGAUCGGCGGCAUGCUUGAGCUGACAGUUGUCGGCAACUGCCAGCUGGGCGACCUGCUUGCCAACAACGGUGCCAUCCUCUCGACCUUCGCCACCUUCCUGCGGAACAUGAACUCCAAAUACAACGUUCCUAUCCUCGUGCGUUUCCUCCACGAGAUGAAUGGCAAUUGGUUCUACUAUGGCCAGCAUCCGACCGACUACGUCAAGACCUUCCGGACUUUUGCCAACUAUCUUCACGCCGUCACCAACAUGACUGCUCUCAUGUGGUCCCCCAACCCCGGCGGUUCCUACCCCUGGGGCGCCAACAUCACCCCUCAGAACAACCCCGACUUCAAACUCCUUGAUAGCAACGGCGAUGGCGUCAUCACCGAAUUGGAUGAUCCUUAUGGCCCUUACUGGCCUGGCUCGGACUACGUCGACUGGGUCGGUCUGUCGCUGUAUACCUACGACGUCGACACCUCGGGCCAAACAAUCGUCCAGAACUCGAGCUACCUCCUCCACCACGUCAGCGGCCUGAACUGGGGCGGACCCCGUCCCUACCUGGACUUUUAUGGACGCUUCUCCAACACCUACGGCAAGCCCUUCGGCUUUGGCGAGUCUGGCGCCUACAUCAUUCUCGAAGAGCCCGAUGUCGGUCGUGAGCUCGCUGUCAAGCAGGGCUGGUGGCGAGCCAUCUUCCAGGUCUCGACCAUUGCUGGCAUGCAGGCCACCUACCCCAACUUCAAGCUGAUCGACUACUUUGAGGAGGUCAAGAUCGAAAAUGAUUUUGCCAACCUGACCAAGAUCGUCACCAAGGACUUUACCGUUACCGAAAAGGACUCGAUCCGCAUCCCGCUGCAGAGCGAUCUGCAGCAAACCCAGGGCCUCCUUUGGGCCGACAGUCAGCAAAAGAACCUCACCUUCAAUUGCGACGGCACAAUCUCUUUUACCGGUCCCAAUGCUUAACCUCCACCUGCAUUUGGCGCCGGGGGCCCCUCUUUUGUCUCUCUUUUCUUUACCUCCCCGUUCCCAUUUCCGUUUCCGAUCCCUUUCGUGGGUUGCGCAGGGAGGCAACGGGCACGUCCCUUCUUGUACCUCCCCCACCUCCAUCCGUACAUGCUCUGACCUGUAUUGAUUUGAGCAAAUAGACAACGUAU